AUGAGUUGGAUUUUACAGUUCUUGGCUGAUACAAGUAGCAAGCAUUAUGUGAGUGGAGUCGAAGUUGAGUAUCUUCUCAAAGCUCAAGAGUCUCGACUGCGGACUCUAAUAGAUGAUGUUCAUAAGCGUAAUGAUGAACGAGUUCUUAAUCAUUCUCAAACUCUUAAUGGUGAAAUCUUUAAGCUUCGUGAUGUUUUGAAAGAACGUCAUGAGAUUCUUGCAAAACAACUUGAGGAAACAAAAGUCUUUUUACAGACUCAGAUAAAAUACAUCAGAACCCUGUUGGAAUCUGAAGUUAAGAAGUUUGAUGAGAGUUCUACUAUGAUCUAUAAGAAGCUAGAUGUGGUUGCCGAAUCAACUACCAGAUUGAUUGAAGAUAUCACUUCUUUCAACAAGGAUUACAUGACUGGUCUUCAAGACAAGAAGAAAGGGGAUGCUAAAGUCUUUGCUAAAGUUGAAGAGUUUUUAACCAAAAUCAAAGCCAUGCUCUUGACACAGUCAACUAUUUCUCUAGAAUCCAUUUCUCAAAUGGUUUCUCAUAUCCAGUCAAACAUUAAGGCUGAACUGGAUCGUAUUAGGGAUUUAGUUCUUCGACUUCCAACAAAUGCUCCUCGUGUUGUGCAAGUUUCGCAAGGGGAGAAAAAGGGGGAGUUGGUUCAUCGAAAGCUUCAUGUGAAAACUCUGGAGUGGUUGUGA
Messenger RNA from Lactuca virosa, 696 nucleotides. Lineage: Eukaryota; Viridiplantae; Streptophyta; Magnoliopsida; Asterales; Asteraceae. The record is from the annotation of a GenBank genome assembly.